Auxenochlorella protothecoides is the source of this 3813-nucleotide messenger RNA. Its product is annotated as Mitogen-activated protein kinase kinase kinase 13-A. Gene Ontology annotation, molecular function: protein kinase activity; ATP binding. Lineage: Eukaryota; Viridiplantae; Chlorophyta; Trebouxiophyceae; Chlorellales; Chlorellaceae. Gene Ontology annotation, biological process: protein phosphorylation. The record is from RefSeq and is a predicted model, not a curated record. The coding region runs from base 1 to 3813 and encodes 1270 amino acids. The transcript has 19 exons.
AUGAGAGAGGCACUUAACGACACCUCGAUUACCCAUGUCGUACUCCUCGAUCGGCCCGGGGGUUACGUCCUGACCGAGGAAGAUUUCCCGAAGGAUAGCAUCUGGAUUGAUGGGCGGGACGUGCUGCUGGAGGGGAAAGGACCCAAUCCCGUCUACCUCGAUGCAAACUAUCUGCAUGACAGGGUCCACGUGCUCAACAACGGAUUCCUUCACCAGCGCAACUUUUGGGCGGAUGACUGCAUAGCUCCGGUGGACUUGUCCAUCUGCUUUGCAAAGACCUACCAGGGCGGCAAGGCCAUGAUGGAGGACAUGGAGAUCAGCGACGCGUUUUGCGUCGAGCAGGAGCAGUCCUCAGGCCUGCGCUCCCUUUCCAGCACCAUCCACUACAUGAACCUGAUGGGCCUGGCCAAAUCGUCCCUGGACGCCCCCCCCCAGGUGCAGAUCGACGCGAGGAGGACCCAGGUGGUGGACUCUGGCUGGAUCAACUUCCCCAUGGGCUCCGUGUGGCGCAUGCUGAAUUGCACGCUGUCCUGCACCGGAAAUGUCACCCACGAGCUCACCGACUCGGCGCUGCUGGGGCUGUCCAAGGAAAGGGCGUGGGGCCGGUGGUCGUUCCUCUUUGCGGCCAGAGGUGGACCCCUGGGUUUUGGCCUGGCAGUCUUGGGAGCGAUUGUGUUCGUGCGCAGACGCAACGCCCGGGAGGGCGCCCUGGCUCGCCUGCCGGAGCAGACCGUGGCCAAGGCGCAGGGCUACUGCCUGCUGCGCCUGCUGGGCGUGGGGCACUACGGCCGCGUGUACCUAGAAAGCACACGCCAGCACUUUGCCAUCAAGGUCAUCACGGUGUACACGCCGCGCCAGCUGGAGGCGGCCUACGCUGAGUGCCGGACCAUGCUGGGCAUCCGGCACCCCCACUGUGCCCAGGUGCACUCCUACUUCUCCGCACGCAUGGAGCACUCCUCUGGCAGCGACGCUUACCUGGAGCAGGCGUUCCAGCUGCGGGGUCCGGACGCCGCAGCAUCGCCGGCCUCCUCCGCAGCGACUGGCACCGGGUCCCUGGUCAGCACCCUCUGGCGUGCCACAAGGCUCCGCGGCAGCGGGAGCUCCUCCAGUGACGCAGGCACCGCCCCCUCCUCCCUGGCCAUGCAAGUGCACAUGGUGGUCGAGUUCUGCGACCACGGCACACUGGAGGCCGCGGUGCAGAGCGGCAUCUUCCUGGACCCCGCCCUCGGCCGCCCGCAGAUGGACUGGGUGCUGCAGACGGUGCUGGAGGUGGCUUCAGGGCUGGAGUACCUGCACGCCCCCGGGCGCCGAGUCGUGCACCGCGACCUCUCCGCCGGCAACGUGCUCCUGGCGUCGGCGCGGCGCGGGGGCGGCGACGCCGCGCCGGGUCCCGCCGGCAUGCGCCCGGCGAGCACGCGCCCCUUCCGCGCCGUCAUCUCCGACUUUGGGCUGAGCAUGAUGCUGAGUGCCGCGGCCACCCACCGCACCUCCCACAUGAAGGGCACCGUGGCGUACAUGAGCCCCGAGGUGUUCAGGACCAGCGAUGUUACACCGGCCCUGGACAUCUACUCCCUUGGCAUCAUCAUGUACUAUGUAUACAUGGGCUCGCUGCCCUACCCAGACAGGAACCCAGGACAGGUGAUUGUGGAGAAGAUGCGUGAGGUCGAGUGCGGCGCGGAGGAGCGCUUCGACAUCCCGCGUGACUGCCCCGCCUUCUACCGCCAACUGAUCCUGGACUGCACCCACCCGCAGCGCCGCGAAAGGAUCCUGCGCCGGAAGCCGGCCUCACACGGGCCCCCUCAACCCCUUUCUGCCGCCGAUGCACGCCGGGCCGCACGACUCGAGGCGGAGGGCGACAAUCGGCCUCGCGUCGUGGCCUACUCCGACUCUGACUCGGACGUGGAGAGCCACAUACGGCGCGUCAAGGACCACCUCCUGGGCGGGGAGGAGGCCCCUCCCGAGGAGGAUCCUGCAGACGGAAUGCUAGCUGGCUCCUCCACGGCCAUGGAGCGUGGCACGUCCACGGCGGCAGCCCCCUCCUCAGCCGCCUCGGCCCUGGCGGCCUCGGCGGCCGGCGGUGGGGGGCGCGGCAUGCCCCCCGCCACCAGGCACCUGCUCCCCUCGGAUACCCUGCACCCGGGGCUGCUGGCCCUGGUCACGGGGCUGGCGGUGCUGCACCGCCUGAACCCCGGCCUGGGCGAAAUUGUGGAGGCGACGGCCGUCGCAGUCCCCCUGAGCAUCCGCCUCCUCGGUCCCAAGGCAGGGCGGAGGGAUGGCUGUGACCCCGCCGCGGCCCCCCUGGGGCUCCCCCUGCGCCACAUGAGGCAUGCGCUGCACGCUGUGGGCGUGGUGUGGACGCUGCGCUUUGCACGCCGGGCCCUGCGCGCCACGCGAGAGGCCCGCCUGCACCGGCGGCUCAGGGCCAGUGCCAGCGUCCAAGCGCUGGAGAGGCCCGCCACCCCGCGGCGAGGCGUGUCGCCCGAGAGCCCCGGCGAUGACGCGCCCCACGACGAGGAGUGGGUGGUGUCUCUGCGGCACGAGGCACGGGAAAUGCGGCGCAUGCUGGCCGAGAACGAUGUGGACCUGGCGGGGACGCGGUUCGAGGCCAGCGACGCAGAGCUGCUGCGCUACGCGGCCGCCUGCGGCCUGCGCGAGGCGCAGCCCGCGGCCCUGCGCGCCCGGGCGGUGGACGCGGCGGUGGGUCGGGUGGUGAAGACCCUGGACUGGCAGGCGCGCCAGCGCUUCACCCCCCUGCCCCGCCUGCGACGCUGGAAGCGGCUGGUGGACUGGCAGGGCGCCGACGGCGGCGAGCGGCCCAUCCUCCUCGUCCGGGCGGGGCGCGCGCUGCAGCUGCUGCGCCCGCGCCGCCACGCCGAGUUCUGCGAUGUCGUGCUGAGCCGCGUGGCGGACGGCGCAGGCGGGGUGCUGGCUCGCGCCGACCGGGAACGACUGCACCGCCUGUUCCUGCUGGAGGUGCCACUGCUGGCACGGUGGGGUCUGCGCGGGUUAAUUGCGGGCCUGCCUCCCGCCACGCGGGCAAGGGUGCGCCAGGUCAGCAUAGACAACCCUGCCAUGCCGGUGACGGUGGCCUACCUGAGCAAGAGGCGGUCGGACGUGCGGGAGCUGGGCAUGCGACGCAGCAGCAGCGACCUGAACCUCCCCCCGCCCACCACGCCCAGCGCCGGCGGCACGCCCCUGGCCUCCCCCACCUCCCUCGCCCUCGACUUCCAGCGCACUGACAGCGAGCGGGAGCGGGAGCGCGCGCGCGGUGAGGGCGGGGAGACCUCCGACGAAUACCUCACGCCCGACGCCUCCAUGGUCGAGGUGUUUGCCUCGCCGCCAGACGGGCCGGGCAGCGCCCUGCUGACAAACGGGCCCCGGCCGGAGCCCAGCGCCCUGGCCGUCGCGCGCGCGGCCGCGGCCUGCACCCCGCCUCAGGUCUGGCGCGGGCUGGGCGGCAUGCUGCAGGCGCUGGCGGGCCCCGGCAGGGGCCGGGCGACGGGCGGGCGGCGGGCCGCGCCCUUUGACCCGGGGCGCCGCUCGCCGCUGAGCCGCUCGGCGGGCCCCUGCGACGGCUUCGAGGCGGGCCAGGGCGGCGGCGGGGAGGCCAGCUGUAGCGACGGGGAGGACGAUGCACUCGGUGGCGUGUCCUGGGCGGAGGAGCUGGAGCAUGUGCGGGAGGUGAUGGGCCUGCCGGCGAGCGAGGCGGGGGAGACCGCAGGCGCGCAGCAAGCCGGGCAGCGGCAGGUCACCUCCUUCCUCCUCCUCACACUGGUGGCCUCCUUCCUGCAGCGAGUGCUGGCGCCUGCCUGA